UAUGCAUAGCGAAAUGCCUGCUGCUUCAAAUUAUUGAUUUUCCAUCUCAUCUGCCAUCUUGGAUGGUUGAACUGUAUCACAUCACAGAAAAGAAAAAGUCGUGUUACUGGAAAAAACAGCCCUUGUCUAUUCGGCAUGUAGUGAAACAUUAAUGUUGGUAAGAUUACAUUUGGAAUACUGGAUGUAGGUAGUGAAACUUCAUAAGUUACAUAAGUUACUAGAAGUAGUUAAACUUAGAUGAGUGAAAUACCAGAGAAAGCUGAUAACAAAUGACGGGAAGCUUUAGAGUUCAGCUCGUUAAUAUGGGCACUAGAGGAGCAGCAUUUCAAGCCAAAUUGCGAUGUCUGCAUGAAUUUCAUGUACGACUACUUAGCAAUCAAAUUCCAGCACCAUCUGGCUCGGACAUAGCAAAUACUAUCAAGUACUUUUCACAAACUCUGCUUACUGUUCUGAAGGAUGUACCAUGCUCUCCUCUUGAAAUGAUCAAAGAUCCAUCGCUUGACCAAGCAAGGAUGUCCAGCUAUCCAAAUCUAGAGUAUCAAAAUCUGUAUAAUGCACUUACUAUGCUAUUGGAUGUUGCGUCAAGUAUUCAAAAUGGACUUAAUUUAUUCGGAAAAGCAUUACUACAAUGCCUCGGAUGCAUUCUUCCAUUCUUAGAUAAAGAUUUGAUUGAUAAUCUACCUUAUCUAGCAGCCUCUAGUAUAUCUGUACUUCCAUAUUCGUUGCAUCAAGAUAUUAUCAACUAUCUAUGUUACUACAUAUUACCAUUUACCAUCACUCGCCAAAGUGAUGAUGACCAAGAAUGUCAUGCAUGCCAGUCAGUGUCUGCAGUUAUAAUGCUGGUAUUUCAAUACUCUAAUAAUCCUGCGCAUCACUGUCAACUACUAGAAAGUUUGAUGAGACUUAAGCAUAACGUUGUAAAGGAUCUGCUUUGUGUAGUCGCUUAUGGUACGUCAGCUAGUCGUGCAUCUGCAGCAAAACUGCUCUUUUACUAUUGGCCCGCCUUUGAUCCGAAUCUUUUUGAUCGAAAAGGACUGCUAUGCAAAUUUACAAAUAAUUUAGUACCAUUUGUUUGUCAACGAGAAUCAUGCCCAAAUGCUGGAAAUGCAGAAGCCGUUAAGGUUUGCUACAAUCAUUGCAUAAGUAUAUUGUAUGCAGUAGACUCGCCUCCUCCACUAUACCUGUGUAUAGAAUGUGCUAAUGAAAUACACCGAGAUCAUCCGGAUCUUUCAUUUGGAGACAUUUUACAUCCCAUGCAACAAGUAUCAAUGAUAUGUGAGAACAAGAAUUGUAGGUCAAGCGAUAAAUCAGCUAUCUCAAUCUGUUUUUCUAGCGAAUGUGCUAGUUAUAACGGCAAUCACCCGAUAAGAUACUGCGCACAGUGUCAUGGAAACCGACACAACAGUAGACGCGGUAUUGAUCACAUCGUUCAUCGCAGCUUACCACCGAUGAUGAUGAUGGACGCUGAAAUGCAAACCUACAUGGUAGAAGCUGUAAUAAGUCUUCUUAGAGAAGCAAAACCAUUAAAUUUGGAUUUCGGGAGGGAUUUUUCUAGUGACUCUAAAAACAAUGCUACAAAUGGAACUCAAGAUACUCUAACCUUGGAGGACCGUCAGCUUCUUGGUCGUUAUGGAAUAUGGUUGUUAGUUGGCAGGUGCAAACCUACGACUGAUACUCCGAUUGAAAUUCUUGGACGUUUAUUGUCCAUGUUGUUUCAUUGGUUCCACAUAACUGCAUAUUCAUAUGAUGGUCAAGCUGAGAGUACUUUGGAGAAGCUUAAGCUUGAACAUGUUUGCGGAUGGUUGAGGGAUGUUUCUGAGAGUCAUUAUAAAGAAUUUAUCGACUGUCUUCUACCACAUCCUCCAGAAUAUUCCAGGGUUGGGGGGCACUGGGAUACUCUUGCCUCACGAACGUCACAUCUUAAGGAAGGAUUACAGCGGUUGAUUUGCCUAAUACCAUAUGAGAUAAUAACCCAGCAGAUAUGGGACACCGUAAUGCCACAUUGGAUGGAAGCAGUUACAAACGAUGUUCCCGAAAAAGAAUUACCAGAGUUAAAAGUUGUGCUAAGUAAAAUCUUAGAUCCGGAAAUGUCACCACUGGGUUUUGAUGCUAAAGCAAUGUAUAACUUCGUAUCGAUUCGUUUCGAGAAAACAACUGCUAAAGUUCAACAACAAGCAUUGCAUUGGUUACAAAACUUAACAAAGCUAGAAAUUUUAAUUCCGUUGUCACAAUUAUUUGCCAUGUUUGGAGAUGGAGUUCGCAUUAUGAAACAUGGAAUGCAAGCAGAAUCUCAUUCAAAAGUUGGUAAAAGUGCUGGCUCCAAAAUCACCAGAGAAAGAGAACUUCAAGCUCCUAGAAGAAGUUCUAUUUCACCAGUGGUAGAAGAUGACUCAUGUAACACAUCCGCCAUUUCAGAUGAUGAGGCACCAAUUUCAAGACAUACCGAAUUUUCAACGGAUGCUGAGCAUAAUCUCACUUGCUGCAUUUUGAUGCUCGAUAUAUUACUAAAACAGAUGGAAUUACAAGAUAUUGAACAACACAGUGGAAUUUAUACAACUGUUUGUGAUGGUGUAUGUCGUUUGCUUAAAUGUAUGGUCACGGCUGCAAAAGUUGGAUUGGGGAACCAUAUUUGUUCCUCUAAGGAGUGUGGCUACUGUGAAGCAUCGGUAAUGUGGCAUCAACUGUCGACAAAGUUAGUUCAAUAUCUAGCUCCAAUUGAUGCCGUUCGUCCACCAGAUGCUCCACUACCGGAAAUCUUAGACGAUGAGAAACCAUCAAGGAAAAGCCCACCCGAAUCGGAGAAAGAAAACAAAAAUAGAGAACGAGAUGUGUCUCUCUCGAUGGCUCCCUUGCCCAUACCGCUUGGACCUCUAGUUGUACCAUCUUUCCUAGAUGACGUUGGAAAAAUUAUUAUUAUGGCAGGUGAAUAA
Messenger RNA from Ochlerotatus camptorhynchus, 2930 nucleotides. RefSeq names its product protein unc-79 homolog. Lineage: Eukaryota; Metazoa; Arthropoda; Insecta; Diptera; Culicidae. Gene Ontology annotation, molecular function: protein binding. The transcript has 11 exons. The record is from RefSeq and is a predicted model, not a curated record. The coding region runs from base 270 to 2930 and encodes 886 amino acids.